This is a messenger RNA of Penicillium digitatum Pd1, 1497 nucleotides long. RefSeq names its product Aldehyde dehydrogenase. The record is from RefSeq and is a predicted model, not a curated record. Lineage: Eukaryota; Fungi; Ascomycota; Eurotiomycetes; Eurotiales; Aspergillaceae. Gene Ontology annotation, biological process: polyamine catabolic process. Gene Ontology annotation, molecular function: aldehyde dehydrogenase (NAD+) activity.
AUGUCAGAUCUCUUCCAGAAGAUCACCGCCCCGAACGGUGUCACCUAUGAGCAGCCCCUCGGGUUGUUCAUCAACAACAAAUGGGUGACCUCCAGCAACGGCCAGAAGAUUGUCUCUAUCAACCCGACAACCGAGUCAGAGAUGGUUUCAGUUUAUGCCGCGACGGAAGAAGAUGUGGAUCUAGCCGUCCGUGCAGCCCGUGCUACGUUUGAGAGCGAGGCCUGGCAUGGCAUAGAUGGCACCAGGCGCGGUCAGCUGAUGAUGAAACUUGCCGAUCUUGUCCAGCGUCACCAGACAGUUCUUGCAACCAUUGAAUCAUUGGAUAAUGGAAAACCCUACAACAAAGCCCGGGGGGAUAUUGAUGAAGUGUGCAGUGUUUUGCGUUACUACGCCGGUUGGGCCGACAAGCACUAUGGCCAGACCAUCGAGACAUCCCGCACAAACUUCACAUACACAGUCCGCGAGCCUAUCGGUGUCUGCGGCCAGAUCAUUCCAUGGAACUAUCCCAUCGGAAUGGCUUCAUGGAAGAUUGGCCCAGCCCUUGCCUGCGGCAAUACCAUUGUCAUCAAGGCUUCGGAGCACACCCCGCUGUCAAUUCUGUAUUUCGCCAACCUGGUCGCAGAAGCCGGAUUCCCGCCAGGCGUUCUUAACAUCAUUAAUGGUCACGGAUCCGAAGCCGGCGCUGCCCUCGUCCAGCACCCAGAAGUCGACAAGGUUGCCUUCACUGGAAGCACGGCUACUGGCAAGCGGAUUAUGCAGCUAGCCAGCAGAACCUUGAAGAAUCUCACGCUGGAAACGGGCGGCAAAAGCCCACUGGUUAUCUUCGAUGACGCCCCACUCGAAGACGCCGUCAAAGCGGCUCACUUUGGCGUGAUGGGAAACAUGGGCCAGAUAUGCACAGCCACAUCUCGGGUUUUUGUACACGAGCAUAUCUACGAUUCGUUCAUGGAUGCGUUCGUCGCUUAUGUCACUAGUGUCAACGUCAUCGGCGACCCAUUCGACCAUCAUACGUCCCAGGGAGCCCAGGUUUCGAAACAGCAGUUCGAUAAGAUCCUCGCGUACGCCCAGGUUGCAAAGGAUGAAGGUGCCACAGUUGUUUUGGGUGGUACAGUAGCAGAGAACAGACCGAAUGACAAGGGGUACUUCAUCUCGCCGACUGUGGUGGGGAAUGUCACUUCCAACAUGCGCGUGUACCGAGAAGAAAUAUUUGGCCCAUUUGGCGUCUUCAUCAAAUUCAAUGAUGAGAAUGAUGUUAUCCAAAUGGCCAAUGAUACGGAUUACGGUCUCGCUGCUGCUAUCUAUACUCGUGAUAAUGCCCGGAUCCACCGCAUUGUGCCAAAACUCAAGGUUGGUAUGGUGUCUGUCAAUGCGACCAAUAAUAGUGACUUCCGGGUUCCGUUUGGGGGUGUGAAGCAGAGCGGGAUUGGGAGGGAGCUUGGACAGGCGGGAUUGGAAGCAUAUUCUAACAUCAAGGCCGUUUUGAUGAACAUCGCCUAG